UGGAAAAUGCCUUCCCGAAAUUAAAGGCAUGUGGGGGUUAUGAACUUCUAAGGACACCUCCUGGAAGUCGGAUAUCCCUUGAAGUAAUACCAAUGCCCCCUGGAGGUUUCACUUCAACAUAUCUAGCAGAUGAAAGCUGCCUGCAGGCAGCAGUUUGCUAUCUUAGGCCUAUACAAAAAGACCUUGAUAUCACAACUUGUACUGAAAUGGACGGGGAUCAACCAAGUGAGGCAUGUCUGGAGUGCGGGGAAAACAUUCCAUUACCCCUGUUACGGGAUCAUGUGGAUGGCUGCAAUAAAUUGGAAAUGUCUCCUCCAAGAAAAAGAAACAGAGUUCAGACACAGACUCCAGUUUGCCAGUUUGCCUGUACAAAAAGAGAUGGGUGUAUGUCCAGUUUGCAAUGGCAGUUUUGAAGUGAAUGUUCUGGAAGCACAUGCAUCAGGGUGCGGAAUUGAUACAAUAACAGCUGGGGGUAGUGAAAGCCUGAUGGACCCACAAACCGACUUCGAGUCAGCACUGAAUGACAGAUUUGACAAGAUGGUGUUGGAAGGGUCAUGGCCUAUAAAUGUUGUCCGACGCCAUUUUAAUAACACUGCAAUGGAGGAACUAUCAAAUGGCAACAUAAAAGACUGGGGGAAAAAACUUAAUGUAAAAUUUAUUGGAGAAGAUGGGGUUGACAGUGGGGGGCUCACACGAGAGUUCUUCUCCUUAUUAUUUGAAACAUCUCCUGUGUUUGAAGAUAAUGGUUUCAGCUACAAUGCUGAUCUUCUUGAGAAGAAACAUUACCAACUAAUGGGAAAAGCCACUUCAAUGGCCAUACUACAUGGUCACCCUGGACCUCGAAACUUGAACAGGACAAUUGUUGACUUCAUCCUUGAAAACAAAGAGCCGGAAGAAAUCCCAGAGUGUUGCAUUCAAAAUGCAGAGGUCAAAGCUGCUAUUGAAGAAAUUUCCACUGCCACUAAAGAAACCAUAGGGGACGUAUUUGAAAGACACAGCCAUCUAUUGGAAGCAUCUGGCUACAAGCAACUGCUGUCGGUCAGCAAUAGGGACCGCGCAAUCCGUACCAUGAAAUUUUAUUAUUGCUUUUACAAGUACAUCCCCCCUAUGCUGCAGUUCAUUGAAGGUCUAAAGUUACAUGACAUGCUGUUGCUGCUGACAAAACAUGGAGAGAAUGGUCGGGCACUUCUCUGUUGCGACACCAAGAGUACCUCAAUGUCUGAUGUGCUAGCCUUCUUUGUGCCAAAAUUCUCCAAGUCAGAGCAUGAAAAGGCAGAUGAAGAGAUGAUCGUAUACAACUUCGGCAAAUUCCUGAAGAAAGUUGAAAAUGGAGCCAUCUCCACAGAUUGGGUGAAGAUGAAUAGCUCCGAAGAAUCAUUGAAGGAGGUUACGAUCAACCUUGGUGAUGUUCUGCAAGCCCUUAUAGGAUGCAGACAAAAAGAGAUGGGUGUAUGUCCAGUUUGCAAUGGCAGUUUUGAAGUGAAUGUUCUGGAAGCACAUGCAUCAGGGUGCGGAAUUGAUACAAUAACAGCUGGGGGUAGUGAAAGCCUGAUGGACCCACAAACCGACUUCGAGUCAGCACUGAAUGACAGAUUUGACAAGAUGGUGUUGGAAGGGUCAUGGCCUAUAAAUGUUGUCCGACGCCAUUUUAAUAACACUGCAAUGGAGGAACUAUCAAAUGGCAACAUAAAAGACUGGGGGAAAAAACUUAAUGUAAAAUUUAUUGGAGAAGAUGGGGUUGACAGUGGGGGGCUCACACGAGAGUUCUUCUCCUUAUUAUUUGAAACAUCUCCUGUGUUUGAAGAUAAUGGUUUCAGCUACAAUGCUGAUCUUCUUGAGAAGAAACAUUACCAACUAAUGGGAAAAGCCACUUCAAUGGCCAUACUACAUGGUCACCCUGGACCUCGAAACUUGAACAGGACAAUUGUUGACUUCAUCCUUGAAAACAAAGAGCCGGAAGAAAUCCCAGAGUGUUGCAUUCAAAAUGCAGAGGUCAAAGCUGCUAUUGAAGAAAUUUCCACUGCCACUAAAGAAACCAUAGGGGACGUAUUUGAAAGACACAGCCAUCUAUUGGAAGCAUCUGGCUACAAGCAACUGCUGUCGGUCAGCAAUAGGGACCGCGCAAUCCGUACCAUGAAAUUUUAUUAUUGCUUUUACAAGUACAUCCCCCCUAUGCUGCAGUUCAUUGAAGGUCUAAAGUUACAUGACAUGCUGUUGCUGCUGACAAAACAUGGAGAGAAUGGUCGGGCACUUCUCUGUUGCGACACCAAGAGUACCUCAAUGUCUGAUGUGCUAGCCUUCUUUGUGCCAAAAUUCUCCAAGUCAGAGCAUGAAAAGGCAGAUGAAGAGAUGAUCGUAUACAACUUCGGCAAAUUCCUGAAGAAAGUUGAAAAUGGAGCCAUCUCCACAGAUUGGGUGAAGAUGAAUAGCUCCGAAGAAUCAUUGAAGGAGGUUACGAUCAACCUUGGUGAUGUUCUGCAAGCCCUUAUAGGAUGCAGGUCUCUGCCCAGAAACAUUAAGUCUGGAGAAAUGGAGUUCGACCAUUUGUCUAAUCAAUUAUCAUAUGUAAAUACAUGUGCACCAUCAAUAAUAUUCACAAGAACGAAAGAACUUGUCAACUAUGAAAAACUUGAACACCAUCUGAUUUGUAUCAUUGUUGAAGCUGAAGGCUUUGGAUUAGCUUGAAUGACUGUUGUACAGCACAAUUUAACUCUGACCGGACUCCUUUGCAUUAACAUCUAUUAACGAUUCAUCACACAAUUUUUGGUGAUCAACACCUCACCUACCUUUCAUUUCAGCAGUUUACAUAUGUACAAUUGUAAAAUCCCAAAGGUUGCCUUUCGAAAUUGUAGCUUUAUAUUAUCGAUUUUUUUCUAUGGCAAUAAGCAUAAACAUCUACAUGUAGUGAUUGUGAUAGUGUGAAUUUAAGCACUGUUGUAUAAAUGGGCCUUGUAAAUUUUGGUUAAGAAUUAAGAAUAUUUUUCUGGAAAAUAGUUGCAAUGUGAUAGAUAAGAGGCUAUUCUAAGUAUUAUUGCAUUUUCUGAGAAAUUAAAGCACAAUUCUAUCUUAAGUAUUGAUGUUUAAAACAUCUUUGUGCUUCAAUAAGUCAUAUAGUUUUUUUUUACGUAGAGCUUUCAAACUGUGUAUAUUGGUAGUAUAUCAGACAAGGAGACUGAGUGAAAUAAAAUCUUCA
Mya arenaria is the source of this 3193-nucleotide messenger RNA. RefSeq lists its product as uncharacterized. The record is from RefSeq and is a predicted model, not a curated record. The transcript is spliced from 13 exons. Gene Ontology annotation, molecular function: ubiquitin-protein transferase activity. NCBI's taxonomy places the organism in Eukaryota, Metazoa, Mollusca, Bivalvia, Myida, Myidae. The coding region runs from base 130 to 2685 and encodes 851 amino acids.